This is a messenger RNA of Eremomyces bilateralis CBS 781.70, 1293 nucleotides long. RefSeq lists its product as uncharacterized. The transcript has 5 exons. Bases 1 to 1293 code for a protein of 430 amino acids. The record is from RefSeq and is a predicted model, not a curated record. Lineage: Eukaryota; Fungi; Ascomycota; Dothideomycetes; Eremomycetales; Eremomycetaceae.
AUGAGUUUGCAACUGCUGCUUGAGGAAGACCCCGAUAAGCUGAUCGCACUGCUCGAGUAUGGGGCGACCUUUCCCGAUUACCCCAAGAACUUCACCCUCCCUGGGUUGCUCGAUCCCAACUAUGUUCCACCGAAUAAAUCUCGCCCUCUUGAGGUGCUCUGCUACUGCCUCGCUGCCAUUAGCACCAUCGUUGUGUUUCUCCGACUAUGGAUUCGAAAGCGAGUGAAGGGGAUGAUGUUUGGAUGGGAUGACUGGCUGAUUAUUCCUGGCCAGAUCUUAUCUCUGGGAACAAUCAUCGUUAUGGUUUUGCUGAUAAAAAAAGGUGGAUCCGGACAGCAUGUCUUUGAUGUCUCUUAUGACCAGAUUAAAAUGCUGCAAUUUUUAGAAUUCAUAGGGGUGAUGCUCUAUUUCCACGCUAUUUUCCUGAUUCGGCUUUCCAUCACGGCAUUCCUAUACCGACUGAUGGGCGUGGCGUCCAUGACCAAGCGAAUACUUCUGCACAGUACUGUCGUGUUCCUCAUCUUGGAGCUUAUCAUCCAAGUCUUCGCCUUUGUCUUCGCAUGCAAGCCCAUCUCGGCUGCCUGGGACAUGGACGUUCGACUGGCUGGAUUUAAGUCGAUCAAUCUGGCAUUGGAGAUAUUCGUCUUAACCGUUAUAUAUCUCGCUACGGACGUGUGGCUACUGGUUUUGCCUAUCCACACCGUAUGGUCUCUCCAACUUCCGCUUUGGACACGCAUCGGCGUUACCUGGGUCUUCGCUUUUGGCGGCGUCGCCUGCGCCGGUGCGGUUGUGAAGACGAUCUAUGUUUAUCCAGUGUUUCACUCGUGGGAUCCAUCUUGGAAUGGCAUCGGCUUCCAAAUCGGCGCCGUGAUCGAACUCGGGUUUGGCGCCAUCAGCGCAUCCAUGCCGGCCAUGAACCACAUCUUGGUCAAAACCAUCCCCACAUCACUCAAAUCCUGGAUUAACGGCAAGAGCCGAAGCCAAAAUCCCAGCACCGCCAACCGAAAGACAACCCCAGUGAACCAAUCGUUCCGAGACGUCUUUUCACGUAACGGACCGAACGUGCGAGCUCUCAAAACCUAUGACGAUGAGCCCACGGAGGUCGAGUUCGACUUUGGGUGGGAGUCCCGGAGGAAGGGAACACAGUCGCAAUGGAUGGAGCCCGGUUAUGAGGAUUUGGACAAGCAGGCAGGACGGCACCCGAUGAUUUCUAUGCGUGGAUUACCUGGAUCACAAACUGGACGUUCGGAUGCUAGCAGUGACUCCGUUUUGCCGUUGAAUAAGGCUCGUUAG